This is a messenger RNA of Pistacia vera, 1696 nucleotides long. Its product is annotated as ninja-family protein mc410-like. Gene Ontology annotation, biological process: negative regulation of DNA-templated transcription; jasmonic acid mediated signaling pathway. The record is from RefSeq and is a predicted model, not a curated record. Gene Ontology annotation, cellular component: nucleus. Lineage: Eukaryota; Viridiplantae; Streptophyta; Magnoliopsida; Sapindales; Anacardiaceae. Bases 170 to 1672 code for a protein of 500 amino acids. The transcript has 3 exons.
UAUUUGCAAACACAACCUUGACCCUAGGGUUUCCUUUACAUCUUCUCUCGCUCGAUUCAGGCUUUUUUUGAUGAUCACCUCAUCAUGAUGGGAUCAAUGGUAUGAGGGAUAGUAUGCAGGAUUGAAAAAGGUUAUGCUAGACCCACGUUGAUAUACAUCUAUCCACAGUAUGGAAGAUGAUAAUGGUCUUGAGCUGAGUUUGGGUUUAUCCUUUGGUGGAUCAGCUGUUAAAUCCAAAGGUAAAAGUGGUGGCUCUUUGGAUGCUAAAACAGAAGAAGAUGAUAGAGGCAACAAAAUAGAUGAUUUUAAAAAUUUCCUGAAUGGCGGCAACCAGAAACUGGACUCUGGUACUGGAUCUCAGAGAAGUGAUUCUGUGAAACCUCAAGAAAAUUUCUUUAAUGAUCUUUGCAAGGCCAGUGCUGAUGCCGAUCCUUCUAUGAACUUGAACGGCAGAGGGCUCUGGGUUACAAACAGCAGACCUGAAAUUGAGGAAGCAAAACGACCAGAGGCAAGUAACAAACGGAAAAUGUUGUUUGAUGACAUGAACAAUCAAAAAAAGCAUGAGAGAGAAGCUCACCCUGCUGAUUUACAUGACAAGACAAAAACAUCCUAUAUUUCCAUAACAACUGAGGAAGGCUCGACUGCUGAAAAUGAAGAUGUGGCCGAGUCUGAAGUUGAGGGCUCAACAUCAAGGCUGGUUUCUCACCAUGAUGAUGGUUCCAAACAAUACAUCGGAGUUGCCGGUGCUUCUGAGGUUCCGAAGGACGUCCGCGGGUUUUCUAAUUCAAACAUUGUGAAUCUACAAGGACAAAAGAGGUUUAACAGUUCAUCAGAAAAUGAAUUUAAGCUUGGAAACAUGACCUACGGCGCUCCAUUCUCAGUCCAAUCACUAAACAUCAUGAAUAUUCCAUACACAAUAUCUAUGAAAGAUUCUAACUCUUCUGGUGUACCUGGCUCAUCUGGCCAUCCACUACCUGGCAUGAUACAGAAGAUGCCUACUACAAAUAAUGAUCGUCAAGGAGCCCAGUCUGUGAAUCCUGGAAACUUCCCAGUUAUGUUUGGGUACUCACCUGUCCAACUUCCAAUGUUUGAUAAAGAUAAUUCCUGGGGGUCGGUUUCUCAAUCUCAGCAGCUCCACCCUUCCUAUGCUGGCAGAGGUCCGCCUAACUCAGAUAAGCAGAACGAUGGAUUAAAGAUAUCUCAAGCUGCCAUGCAAUUUGAUGGGAGGACUAUAGAAUGGGCCAAAAGUGAAGGGAAACAGCUUGGCACAGAAGAAGGUUCAUCUACUCAGGCAGAAGAAGAUGGUAAAGUAAGUGGCGUGAACAAUAGGGCAAAAGAUGCAUCCGACCGUUCAACAUUGGAUGGUUUCACUCUUGAUUUAUCAGCUAUAAAGCCAGGUAUUGAAGCAGACCUGAAAUUUGGGGGAUGUGGUUCAUACCCAAAUUUACCAUGGGUAUCAACCAAGGGUUCUGGCCCAAAUGGUAGGACAAUAUCUGGUGUUACUUAUAGGUACAGUGCAAACCAAAUCAGGAUUGUUUGUGCUUGUCAUGGUUGCCACAUGUCCCCUGAGGAGUUUGUUCGGCAUGCCAAUGACGAGAAUAGUAAUCCAGAGGGUGGUGCUGGAUUGUUGACAUUUUCAAGUUCAAAUCCCGCUGCCUCCGCUCAGAGCUGAAAUUUACUUUGUUGAGACUGAUAU